UUCAGAGCUCCACUCUGCGUGGACCGACGUGAAGGCAACAGGGAAACCGGCUGCCGCCUGCUCCACCAGCCUGGGAUGGAUUUUGUUUUUUCUGUUUCCUCUCAGAGAUUAUUGUGAAAUCUGGAGCGGAGCGCUUCACGCGAAAUAUCCAAAAACCACCACCAGCAGCAGCAGAAGCAGCAGAAGCGGCUGCAACUUGGGAAAUAAUUUUGUUUCUUUACAUACAGUCAAUAAGGAUCCAGUGCAGAUCGCUCGGAUGCAGUGUGAGGAGCAGUGGAAAGAGCAGAGGAUCCGAGGCGACACCAGAUGAUGUCCGGAUUACUGUUUACUUGAACGACCUUGGGUUAUUUCCUUCUGCAGCCGGAUUAUUACUAUUUUUUUUGGGUGGAAUGGAGAAAGAUCUGACGCUUUUGCCACACUCUGUUAAAAUUCAGGACGAGAUGAGUUCUGGACAACAAAGGACUGUCUGGUUCAGCGCAGCCACACAGAGAUGGGCCUCCUAGCUGGUCACCCCUCCAGAUCACCGCCCUCUGCUGUGCAAUAACCCCUGAUCAUCACACACGCGUUGGCACACAGACAUGGAGGAGAGUGGGAGUGGAUGACAGUAGCACCAAACUGACUGCGGUAGAAAGAAGUCGAGGGGAAGUACAGAAUUGCUUACGGGAUGUACUCGAGGUGAAAAUGUUGCUGUGAGUCAGAAAUCUAACCAAAGACUGAGGCACCUCACUGCCGCCGCGCAUCUCCCACUCUGAAGUGAAUCAAUGCUACAUCCUCCAGAGUAUGGGGUGCGUCAAAUCCAAGAGGAACGACUCCGCUGGCCAAAAUGCAAACUCCACCGACAAGGCGGAAGGCAAAGGCAAGGGGACGAAAGGCGAGAAGGCCUACUUGGUUCACUCAGAGAUGGACUCGGUGGAGAACUCCCCUCAGGUCAACCCAGUGCUGCUGGAGUACGCCCAGAAGCUCUCCGAGGAGAUCGUGGCCCGGGCCGUGCAGCAGUGGGUGGAGGUAGACCGCCGCUACAGUGACAUCCCCUACAUUGAAUGUGAUGUGCCAUGACAUGGGAAGGUGUAUUAUGGUGGAAAGACUGGGCUGAGACUGCUUGAUACUGAAGGUCCUACAUGUGAAACAAGGCCAAGAGUCUCAAACACUGUCAUUCAGAAGGAAUCACUCAAGCAUCUACCUGCUGUGAGCAGGAGUAUGAAUGAGCUGUCUGUAAUUCAUUGUUGACCUACUUUUGGAUUGGAUUAUACUUGGAUUGAGCCUAAAAACCCUCCUCCAAAGUGACCAAAGCACUCUGAUCCCAUCUACGUUCCUCUGAUUAUUUGUAUCAAAGAUGAAGCCCUCGCUGAAGCAGAGUGUCUUCAGUUGGAUAUCAUCUUUCUCUGUUCGUGUUUGUCCCGUCUCUCUCAGUAGGUGCUGGACUCAUAUCGCAGAGCAAGAAAUCCUGUCAGAUAUUGCCUGGAACCACGAUGUUCCUGCUCGCCAGUGAAAGUCUAUCCUGCCCACUGAUGUUGUCCCAGGGCCAAGAUUCCCUCCUCUUACGGAGGAGGGUAUUAAUAGAUGCCUUCAUUUGGUGAAGGCCCUCACUCGAAAACCCUUACUGGUAUCACCGGUCACAAACACAACCAGCUGUCUGACUCCUUUUGGUCUGACAAAAGCCUCCGCGGGCUGAAGUUCUCUCUUAAUGGCCUCCCUGGAGAUGCUGUGGCAGAGCCAUAAGGAGCAUCAUCCUCAGCUCUGCGUAUCCCACUGCCAUUAGGCAGCGUUGACCGCAGCCCUCCAUCCAACAGGAAAGGUCUUCGAAAUGGGUCCAGGAAAUUAUGUGCACAAAUGAUGCAUUUCCUGCCCACCAGGAUGCUCUCUGUGCACAGUUUGCGAACUUCAACAGGACUUGGAUAAUUUGGGGCCCACUGUUCUCUCCACCACAAAGAAAUCAGGGCAUGAGAAAGGAUUGACACAAUUCUAGAAAGGAUUUGGCUUAUCAACAGAACUAGAGUUUAAAAUAACAAAAGCAAAAAAAAAACACUUGGCUUUGGCUAAAAUGUUACAGGCCUAGUUUUUUGUCCACAUUGUAUAAUGUCUAACUGAGAAAUACUGCCAUCUGCCCUACAGAGGACAACAUAGAUAUGUAAACCUCGAAAACCACGAUAAUUCCGUCCAACAUAAAUAUAUGACUUCUUAAAGCAGGUGUUUAGAAUCGAGGUUCACAACUGCCAAAGUCUUUAAUGAAUGUUUCCCUGAGCCCUGUUAAGCUCCAGUUUGAGACGCUCUGUUGAGUUGUUUUACACGCCGUGAUUUAUGUGAAGGGGGCGUUAUACAGGUCAGGUCUUUUGGUAACUGCACAGAGGGGUAGUGUGGCUGUAAGUUGGAGCCAAAGAAGAGGAAAUCAUGUCAGAUUGUGCACAGGUACUCUCACUGUCAGUGGGAUUUACCCCAAAAUUAAAGCCACCGCUAGCUAAACUGUUCAGAGCAUUGAUGAGGACGCUUAAACUGCCACACAACUGUUUGCAGUGUUAACAGUUUUGAAGAAAAAAAAAAAAACUUAUAAAGAUGAAUUAUACUAAAAAGGAAGCAGUAACCAUCAGCUGAUAAGCCAUAAAAGUACGUGGCAGGGUAUUGUCACCUUUUGCCUUUAUCAACGGGUCUCUAAUAACGCUAACAGUGUUUGACAUAAAAGUGACCAAUAAAAUGAAAAAGUCAGAG
Stegastes partitus (bicolor damselfish) is the source of this 2703-nucleotide messenger RNA. It is a transcript of the gene akap19, whose product is annotated as A-kinase anchoring protein 19. Gene Ontology annotation, molecular function: protein kinase A regulatory subunit binding. The coding region runs from base 781 to 1056 and encodes 91 amino acids. The transcript is spliced from 2 exons. Lineage: Eukaryota; Metazoa; Chordata; Actinopteri; Pomacentridae. The record is from RefSeq and is a predicted model, not a curated record.